Molecule: messenger RNA, 1927 nt
Organism: Oncorhynchus gorbuscha (pink salmon)
Lineage: Eukaryota; Metazoa; Chordata; Actinopteri; Salmoniformes; Salmonidae
Exons: 5
Coding region: 381-734 (117 amino acids)
Source: RefSeq, a predicted model, not a curated record
UCAACCAGGGGGAAUGUGCUUUUCGAUGUGUGUAUAAGAAAAACAUUUUUGCUGGCUCUGCAACAGUUCAAAACUGUUUACAGGUCUGGCUUUAAAAUGCCAAAUGGAUAACGUAUCCUGUCAACUGUUGGUUUACUCAGAGCAACUGCAGAAGCCAUUCACAAUGGCCUCCUCGGUGCAGAAGCUUAGUCACUAAGUAUGACAGUAGUCAACAACAUAGAUUUUUUUUGUUGUACUAUUGUGGUACUGUGUGCUAAGCCCAAACUCAUCACUCCUUUGGCUCUAUGGAAGAGAGGGCCAAACAGAACUGUUUAACCUGAACUGCAGGGUGAUAGACUUCAUCCACAGUUUGAAGGAGAGAUGUUAUCUGGAUUCUCAAGAUGUACUCUACAGACUAUGUGGACCUGAUGGACAGGACAGGGGAGCUGGUGAACCUGAGUGUAAAGGAGAAGAGCAUGGAGCAGGCCAGCAGUCUGAUGAAGGAGAGGCACAGCUACGUUCUCAUACGCAUCUGCAGAGGUGAUGGGACUGAAGGGCAGAAGUACGUGCCACUCCUAAAUGACCUUGACAAGAGCCAUCCCGAGUUAGCAGAGGUCCUAAAGAAGCUCUCCAACCCAUGUAAGGAGCAGGAAGAAAAGGGUGGUCCCUCAAGGAAAGGUUCUGUCAAUCAGAUCCGGCGCAAGCCCACUGCUGGAAACAAGAAGAACCAUCCUGGAAGACUUAAAAAGAUAUGAAGAAAGGAGAGGAGGAAGGCUGAAAAAGAUGGUGAUGGACAUGUAUGUAUAGAAAGCUGUGGACCACAUACAUGUAAUUGUGUUGGUGCUGUGGUUCUCUUCACUCCAAUUAUUUUUUACUUUGGUAAAUUUAGGUUGAUAAAUUAACAUUCCCACAUAUCCCUUGUCAUGGCGUUGGGCCGGUGGAUAAGGUUUAUGACCCCCCCAUAAAUACCUUUCUCCCUUCCCUCUCUCUUGACUCUACAGAGGAACUCUUGAAUAGCCUUUGUUAAUCAGGGAGUCUGGGAACAUCAAACAAGUGGAGGGAAAGGAACCAUAUUUCGGUAAUAGAACCAGUUGAAAAUAUGCAUUAUGCAGGUACUUAAUGAAUAUGAUGUCAGUUCAGUUGUCAUCUGAGACAUUAUGACUGAUGACAGGACGACCUAAACUGUAUCUGGGAAAGUCUACACAUUAUAGUUAUCAGAUUCACGUGGAAUUGUUGUGCAAUUCAAAUUUUUAAAUAUAAAAUUAUUGGUGAAAAGAUUAAAUGUAAUUUUAGCUUCCAAAUGAGAGAUUUGGGUUUUCAUAAGGUUAGGCAUGGGUUAGACAUGGGCUUUAAACUAUGAAACACACCCUUCUCCCUCCACUAUAUAAAAGCCCUUGACGAUAAUGUAACCUCCUGUUCCGGGUACAUUAGGAUGACGAUCCGAUGUCAGAAGGAUUCAGAUAAUAACUACAGAACGAAGCCAACCUCAGCAUGAGCUUUGGUUGCGAAUGGUAUGAACUUUGAACUCUUAUUCGCUACAGAAGUGAUACCUCCUAGCCGUUGAGUUAGCAGCGGCCGCUGUAAACAUGGGCUAGGAGAGGACAGACAGAGUAUCCCAUCUACCACACAACGACAACACUACAACAUUUCCCGUUCACCACCAUAGACACUCUUCAAAGGAUGGAAGAACUCUUGGGCAACUCGACCUUCCAUCUACCACCAACCUAUUGAAGCGCAGCUCAGAGUAAAUAUUCAUUAUGUUUUCCUUUUCCAAAUGGGCAGUAAUUUAGAAUGCAUACGAUCCUGUAUUUACGAAAGAGACAUCGCUUCUCCCUUUGUUCUUCAGUCUUCCUGCUCUUUCACUCAAACCCAACCCCCAUUUUCUUUGUGUAACCAGCUGUCAUAUCUGUUCCGUCCGCUAGGGACAUUUUCUUUAUGACAUAAUUUG